CGUAAUUUUAAUCGAUCCGUAUUAGGUGAAAGAUCGUCUCGUAUAAUAAAUAAGUUGCAACAAACAAAAAGGCGGAAUAAUCGAUCAAGAAAGUUUCCCUUCUCCCUCUUUUUCUCUUUCCUCCUCUUACAUUUUUUGCCCUCUCUAUUUGCGCGGUUUCAAAGAAAUAGGAUAUAUGUAUGUAUACAUUGGAACGAGGAACGGAGAAUACGGAGAGCGCGGAGAGAAAGGCAAGAGGGUUGCCAGCGGAAAAGAUCGGUUCCGAUGAGUAGGGUAAGAGGGGACGAAGGUGAAGGAGGAGACAGCGACGACGUCGACGAUGGUAACGGUGGCGAUGGCGGUAGCGGUAGAGGUGGCGGUGGCGGUGGCGGCGGUGGCGACGACGACGACGACGACGAACGAGCAAGCGGAGGAGAUUGUAGAGGAGAAGGAAAAAGAGAAGGAGAAGGAGGAGGAGGAGGAGGAGGUGGUGGUAGAGGUGGAAGUGGAGGUAGAGCUGGAGGUGGUGGCGGUGACGAAGAAGGUUAUCGAGGAAGGGGAGCACGGGAAGGAGGCGGUGAGGAAAAGGAAAAGUCGCAGUCGCCCUCCGGAACUCGAGCCUUGGAUCGUUCUAAGAAAAAAAUGGAAAGAAAGAGAAAGAGAAAAGAAGAGGAAAAGAGAACCUGACAGCAGAAUGGAAGGGAUUGAGAAACGACAAAGAGAGGAAGAAAUAGACGAGAAGAAGAGAGAGCGGAGAAAAGAAAAUAUACGUGGUUCUCCCGGCGGAUACGAACGCGGCAAGGCCGAGAGAAGGAACAGUAAAAUUGUAGAGAAUGUGUACGCGCCAUCAGGGUGGCCUAGAUUCAGUCAAGACCUGCUUUCUAGGCAGCAUUUCUCUUUAUCAUCGGCACCGCUGGUACAAUGUAUGGGUAAACCGUUGGUUGCCGCACGAUCGUGGAGAAAAUCUCAGGUGUACAUAGUGCGUACUUAUUAAUGAUUCUUCCAAUUCUAUCAAUGAUUUAAUAAAUAAUUUCUAUGCAUAAUUAUAGAUUUCAAAUAUGAUAGAUGCAUCCUAAACUCCUAGAUGUAUUCUAUUCUCCGAGACGUUAUUUUUUUUUUUCUUUAGAUCCUGUGUCUUUAUCGUAAUCUUUAUUUUCAAUACCUUACUUUUAAUAUUUUAAUGAA
Molecule: messenger RNA, 1164 nt
Organism: Apis florea (little honeybee)
Lineage: Eukaryota; Metazoa; Arthropoda; Insecta; Hymenoptera; Apidae
Source: RefSeq, a predicted model, not a curated record